Molecule: messenger RNA, 4910 nt
Organism: Amphibalanus amphitrite
Lineage: Eukaryota; Metazoa; Arthropoda; Thecostraca; Balanomorpha; Balanidae
Gene: egg
Product: histone-lysine N-methyltransferase eggless-like
Exons: 21
Coding region: 659-4684 (1341 amino acids)
Biological process (GO): heterochromatin organization; negative regulation of gene expression
Cellular component (GO): nucleus
Molecular function (GO): histone H3K9 methyltransferase activity; zinc ion binding; DNA binding
Source: RefSeq, a predicted model, not a curated record
CCGUGCCUUUCACGUUUGUUUCAUUAGCAAGCUUCGAGUGAGAGCUCUCCAGGCAUGUAUGUAGGCCCCAAUUCGUUAUUGCACCCCUGCUGGCCUGCGCGCCUGGCCCAUGCCUUGCACGCCUGAGUAAGGCUAGCGGAGGUCUGUGCACGCCUGAGAUCUUGGCGAAACUGAAAGUAUCAUCAAUUACAUGGGUUUCACUGCUUGCUCUAUUUCAGAGCAUUAUUCUCCAGAGUCCACCAUUUUCAUUGCAUGUUUAACUGCUUACUGAAUGAAUUUAGACCGAACCUAUGUGAAAAUAUUUAAAACAGCAGGCAUCAUUACCACCAAACAGAGCGUAAUGUGUAGAGUGUUUCAGUGAAAUCUCUAUCACAUGCCUUAUUAUGAAUGGUCCCUUCAUUAAUUUGAAGAUAACUGAAAUAUCCCACCAAGAUGAUUAGUUUCCACAUCAGCUAUGAGCAAGAAAGGGUUCUAAUCUGAUGCUUUCUGCACAUUUAAAUGUGCUACGGAAAUAAGAUUUAAUUUGUGAUCAGAACACUUGAUGCAAGUCUGAGCCAAGCAUUGCUGUAUAGUCAGCUCAAAACAUGCUCUCCGGAGUGAGAUUUGGAGAGACAGCUGGUCGGCAGUGAUUGGUGGUGCACAGCCGAAGCAGCCAGAGAUGUCCAGUGUAGCGGACGGUGUGCCGACACCGGGCUGGGGCGCAGCGACCGCCGCCGGCCGCGCCGCGCCGGCGCCCGGCUCCGAGGGCAGCCGGCACAGUCCGAUGGACGUGGACGCUGCUGACCAGCCAGAGGUCGACUUGGCUCCGGCUGGUGCGGCGGGCGACACCCCGGCCACAGACGCCAAUAGCAAGCUGUCGGCUGGCGACGAGGGGGCUGAGAUGAGGGGGCUCACGGAAAGCGGUCCCGGCGGCUCGGACGAGGCAGCCGCGCAGGGAGCUGGUGGUGGGGCCGACUCGAAGCAGCUGGGUGCUGGUGCGUGCUCUGAACCAGUGGCUGACCAGUCCGGGCCCGGUGAAUCGGACCAGCCCGAUACGGCUAAAGCGGAACUGAAUGCUGCGGAGCUGGCCCAGCCUGACAAACCCCUGGACAAGGACAUUGCGCUGGUGACGCUGGACUCGGACUCUGACGAGUCCGGCCGCCCCGGCCCCACUGGGCGGACCGGUGCGCGGCCGCCGCGCGCCUGUCUCAACCCCGACUGUAAGGCGCGCCAGGGCCUGGUGUCGGCCAGCUCCUCGGACCUCGUGUAUUUCACCAUGGUUCAUGGAGAAGGCGCAGCCGUACCUGCGCACUUGCGCGUCAACGGAAAACGCGCCAAAAUCUGCACCGUCUGCAAGAUGGUCGUUGAAAAAUACAAUAAGCUGAUGGCCGAACUGGUGAGCCAGGGCCGCCCUCUGCUGGAGGGCGCCGUCCGCGCCAAGCAGAACGAGGUGUGCCUCGACUCGGACGGCGAGGAUGGGCCGGCCGGCCAGCAGCCGGUCGGCGACGACGACUCGGCCAGCGACAGCUCGGAGCUCUCGCUGCUGGAGGCCGACGGUGACAUGGAGGAGCGGAUCCGCGCCGCCAUGUCGGCCGUCCACUUCGACCACCAGCUGGACACGUGCAUCGAGUGGGUGCGCCACAAACAGGCGCAGAUUGACGACUCGUUCAGCAAGACGGAGCGAGAGCUGUCGCGGCUGGACAAGGACCUGCACUACCUGUACGAGGACCUGUACAAGGAGCGGCCGCCCACCCGGUCGCUGCGGCCGGUGACGCUGUGCCACACGGAGACGCAGCGGACGAUCCACUACUCUGACGGGCGCGUCUAUGACCUGGACCCGGCGUACACGGCUCACCUGCAGACGACCAUGCCGCCGCCGCCGCCGCUGGCCGCCCGGCCGGCCGGCGCUCCCGCGCACCCGGCCACCGCCGCCGCGCUCAAAAAGCAGCCCGCAAACAAACCCGUGGGAGACAUCCAAAUCAGUGACGUGGUGCAGGUGCGGCGCGCGGCGCUGCCGCAGGACCUGCCUCCACUGGGCACCAUCCAGCGGCCGGCCGUCACCGUCGGCCAGCACGUGUUCGCCAUGCACAGCGACACCCUGUCGCCCUGGUUCCGGGCCACCGUCAGGGAGGUGGUGGCCAAACCCAGCGGGGCGCGCUACAAGGUGAAGUUUGACUCGCCGCGCGUCACUUCCAACAAGAGUCGUCUGGCUGCCGGCUCCGAGCUGGCCUACGUGGGCCCGUCGACGGUACGCCUGCACGUUGGCGUGCGCGUGGUGGGCGCGUUCCGGCACACGCAGCAGCAGACGCCCACCUUCUACUCUGGCACCAUCGCUGAGGCGCCCAAGGCCAUGAACGGCUACCGGUACCUGGUGUUCUUCGACGACGGCUACGCGGCCUACGUGCAGCACCGCGAGCUGAAGCUCAUCUGCCAGCCGUCCAACAACGCUGCCGACGACGUGCACCCCGAGUGUCGCCAGUUUGUGGCCAAGUACCUGGCUCAGUUCCCCGAGCGGCCCAUGGUCAAACUGCAGCCCGGACAGCUCGUCAAGACAGAGUACAACGGGAAGUGGCUGCCGGCCCGCGUGUCCGAGGUGGACGCCUCGCUGGUGCUGAUGGUGUUCGAGUCGGAGCGCCACUCGGAGUGGAUCUACCGCGGCUCCACCCGGCUGGCGCCAAUGUACGCCGAGCUGGUGCCCGUGCAGCCGCGCAAACUGGGCACGGGCGCGCGGCGCAACAUCAUCAACACCAUCAACCUGGGAAAGAAAAACCGCGUCUACGUCGAGUACACGCGGCACGCCGAGCGGGAGGAGGAGGAGCUGGGCGCGCGCCGCGCCGCCGCGCCCCGCGCCGUGGCGCGCAAGAGCACGGCGCAGAGCGCGGCGCCGUCGCCGCCGCCGCCGCCGCCGCCCACCGAUCGUCUCAUCUCGCCCAUAUCGCCCAUGGAGGGCGACGGUCAGAUCGCCGAGAUCGCCAACAAGCCGCGCGUCACGCCGCGCCGUCUUCAGCCGCACGCGUGCGGGCGAGCCUGCAUCCGAAACUAUAGCGACGUCGACAUGGACCAGCUCAAGGGCAACAAUCCGCUGCUCAUGCCCAUGAUGAGCGGCUGGAUCCGGGAGAUCGUGCGCCACCGGACCAGUAAGCGGACGGUGCUGUACCGGGCGCCGUGCGGCCGCCGCCUGCGCUCGCUGGACGAGGUGUUCCACUUCCUCAGUAUCACCGGCUGCCGGCUGGAGAUCGACUGCUUCUGCUUCGACUUCUGGGUGCACUGCUUCACCGAGUUCGAGCCGGCCAGAAAGUUCUGCAGCAUCAAGGACAUCUCGUACGGAAAGGAGAACGUGCCCGUGUCGUGUGUCAACUCGCUGAACCGCGACUAUCCCGACUACGUGGAGUACAGUACGCGCCGGCUGCCCACCGAUGGCGUCCACCUCAACCUGGACGCCGACUUCCUGACGUGCUGCGACUGCACGGACGACUGCCAGGACAAGGAGCGCUGCUCGUGCUGGCAGCAGACCAUCCAGGGCACCGAGUUCGGUCCCACCGGCCAGCUGGACCCGUCGGCCGGCUACCACUUCCGGCGACUGGUCAAUGGCAACGUCAUCACCGGCAUCUACGAGUGCAACGCCAGGUGUAAGUGCCGGCGCACCUGUCUGAACCGGGUGUGCCAGCACCCGCUGCGGCUGCGGCUGCAGGUGUUUAAAACGCUGCGGCGCGGCUGGGGCAUUCGCUGUCUGGACGACAUCCCCAAGGGCGGCUUCAUCUGCGUGUACGCCGGCCAGCUGCUAACGGAGUCCCUAGCCAACGAGGACGGUAAAAACUACGGCGACGAGUACCUGGCCGAGCUGGACUACAUCGAGGUGUUGGAGCGGCUCAAGGAGGGCUACGAGUCGGACGUGGUCGACGACGACGAGAGCGGCGACGAGAAGAGGGACGAGGAAAAGUCGGACGACGAGACGUCGCCGGGCGGUGACGAUGAGGACGUCGCCGGCACGUCCAGCUCGGAGACGGGCCGGCGGCGCGCCGGCGCCAGCCGCGACGCCGACUUCGUGCCGCGCCACGGCGGCGGCCGCGGCGGCGGCGACACCGACCUGCGCCGCUCCAACAGAGCCCGCCAGACGAAGACGGCCGGCUCGGAGCCGCAGCACGAGACCAAGAAGACGUCCGCCGCCGGCGCGGCCAAGCCGCCGGUCGAGUCGAAGCGGCCGGCGAGCGCUCCGAGCGCCGGCAGGCUCUCCCUGCCCGACGACGACUACAAAUCUGUGCGCGAGCAGUUUGGCGCCGACGAGUACUGCUACAUCAUGGACGCCAAGAACAUCGGCAACCUCGGCCGAUACCUGAACCUGCUCGCCAAACGUCUUCGUGCAGAACGUCUUUGUGGACACGCACGACCUGCGCUUCCCGUGGGUGGCCUUCUUCGCGCUGUCGUACGUGCGCGCCGGCACGGAGCUUACCUGGGACUACAACUACGAGGUGGGCUCCGUGCCCGGCAAGGUGAUGUACUGCCACUGCGGCAGCCAGGAGUGCCGCGGCCGGCUGCUAUAACGGACCGCGCUGCCGUACUGCCACUGCGGCAGCCAGGAGUGCCGCGGCCGGCUGCUCUAACGGGCCGCACUGCCACUGCGGCAGCCGGGAGUGCCGCGGCCGGCUGCUCUAACGGACUGCGUUACCACUGCGGCAGCCAGGAGUGCCGCGGCCGGCUGCUCUAACGGGCCGCGCUGCCACUGCGGCAGCCAGGAGUGCCGCGGCCGGCUGCUCUAACGGGCCGCGCUACCGUACUGCCACUGCGGCAGCCAGGAGUGCCGCGGCCGGCUGCUCUAACGGACCGCGCUACCGUACUGCCACUGCGGCAGCCAGGAGUGCCGCGGCCGGCUGCUCUAACGGACUGCGUUACCACUGCGGCAGCCAGGAGUGCCGCGGCCGGCUGCUCUAACG